AUGAGGGCCACUCAAUCACUCGGCGCAAAGAUCCGGCGUCUGAAGCUUCAGACGAAGAACACGAAUAAGGGGUUCUACAAGGGAACGGGGACGGGCUCGACUGGUUCGCAUACGAAGCACGGAGGAUACCUUAUCGACUGGGACAAAGUUAGGACAUAUGUUGCGCCAAAGGACCUGGCGGACUUCAAGCUUAAGCCGUUUGUGACGAUGAAAAUCCAGCCAACAAGGGGAUAUUUUGAAGGAGAUCCUAAAGGAGCGUUCAGUGGGAAACUCUAUCUUGAGAAGUGGAAGAAAGAGAAUGGCGAGGAUUGA
Molecule: messenger RNA, 312 nt
Organism: Glarea lozoyensis ATCC 20868
Lineage: Eukaryota; Fungi; Ascomycota; Leotiomycetes; Helotiales; Helotiaceae
Exons: 2
Coding region: 1-312 (103 amino acids)
Biological process (GO): translation
Cellular component (GO): mitochondrial large ribosomal subunit
Molecular function (GO): structural constituent of ribosome
Source: RefSeq, a predicted model, not a curated record